This is a messenger RNA of Solanum dulcamara, 1928 nucleotides long. RefSeq names its product probable DNA primase large subunit. The coding region runs from base 111 to 1496 and encodes 461 amino acids. Gene Ontology annotation, biological process: DNA replication, synthesis of primer. The record is from RefSeq and is a predicted model, not a curated record. Gene Ontology annotation, cellular component: alpha DNA polymerase:primase complex. The transcript has 20 exons. Lineage: Eukaryota; Viridiplantae; Streptophyta; Magnoliopsida; Solanales; Solanaceae.
GCCCGAAACUAGAGGGAAAUGUUUCCCGCCAUUUUGUACUUGACCCAUUUACUCAUACAGUUAUACUCAUACAGCGUUUGUGUUGAAUCGUGAAAUUGAUAGGCGAAACGAUGGAACCUGUACGGUCUCAGAGGAAAUCUUCGGUGUCCAACGGCGUCGUUUCAACUCUCCCUCUCUAUCGCUCUGCCCCUCCUCUUGAAUUCCGUCUUGACGAUUUCGAGCUUUACGCCAUCGAUCGCCUACGAGUUCUUAAAGGAAUUUCGGAUGCUUUGUCUAGAGGAAAGAAGCCGGAUGAAAUGGAGAAAUUGGUGUUGGAUCUGUGGAAAACAAAUAUGAGGCAUCAACAUUCCUCUGAGGUUGUUAAUAAGGACAUAAUUUCACAUUUUGUCUUGCGACUUGUUUAUUGCAGGACGGAGGAGUUAAGAAAAUGGUUUCUUUCAAUCGAAACUACAUUAUUUCGUUACCGUUUCCGGGAUGAAGCUCCUGAAAUUCAGAGGGUGCUAAUGACAGAGUUUGAUCUUCCAUACAAAGCUGUGAGCAAUGCUGAAUAUGAGAGUGUGAAGGACAAAUUGAACCAAGUAGCACGCGCAAUAGGACAACCUAUUACAACUGAUGCCAUCUUUUACAAGGUUCCAUUUGAGGAGGUGCCAGAGCUUGUGGCAGGUCGACGAGUAUUUAUUCAGAAAGGGAAUGCAUAUAUUGCCAUGAAUCAGGUAAUUCAUUUGGUUUCACUAGUUGUCACGCAGUUCCGAAGUCAUCUUUCGAAAGCACUAGUGCUGACAAACAGAAAAUGGACCUCGAUGAUCAGAGAACAGGAGAAGGACCGUUUGGUUCCUAUUAUUGAAGCCUUAUCCACAAGUUACCUGGGUCCUGAUUAUAGCCAGCCGAGAGAACAUGCAGAAAUAUCACUUAAAGACAUUGAUCUGAUUGCUAAGAGUUCAUUCCCUCUAUGUAUGCGUCAUCUUUUUGAUAAGCUGCGAGAGGAUCAUCAUCUGAAGCAUGGAGGGAGGAUGCAGCUUGGUCUAUUUCUCAAGUGUGUUGGAUUGAAGUUGGAUGAUGCCCUUGCAUUCUGGAGAGCUGAGUUCUCCCGAAAAGUUGGUGCUGAAAGAUUUGAUAAAGAAUAUGCAUACAGCAUAAGACACAAUUACGGGAAAGAAGGAAAGAGAACGGAUUACACACCUUAUUCUUGUCAAAAGAUUAUAUCAUCAGCUCCUGGAGUAGGAGAUCACCAUGGCUGUCCAUAUCGUCAUUUCAGUGAGGAGAAUCUGAGAGCUGCCCUGACCAGGAUGAGAGUAGGCAAUCGAGCACUGGAGGAUGUGUUGGACAAAGUCCGAAAUAGACAUUAUCAGUUGGCAUGCACUUUGACCUUUGAAGCUGUUCACGGCUCAUCUUGUGAUGCCGGGGUUAACCAUCCAAAUCUGUACUACAAUGACAGUCAGAAGAUCUUGGAAUCACAGAAUAGUUCCAGCAACCCACAAGGAACAACAGCAAUAUAGAUUUGUUGCCUCCCUUAUUGGAAGAUCUGGUUGACUCACACCUGCAAGAAUCCAAAGAGACCAUGCAGGACCAAGUAUAAAGAAGAGCUGAUGCCUUUUCUGUCCAAAGAACUUAGAAAGGGAAGGCAGUUGAAUCACCGGAUACAGUUUUUCGAUGCUAUCCCAUCGUUUUAAAGCAUUAGUGGUAUGCGUAGACUGCAAGUCUGUAACUUUUAUUAACCUCAACCCUGUUCAAAUCUAGAUCUAUAUAUGCAAUGCUAGACUGAGGAAGAUGAUGUGACACUCUCUCUGGCCUUUCUUAUUUCUCUACUCAGAAGAUUUGCAGAAAAAAAGUUCUUGUCUUUUAUCCCCUCUUUAUUAAUAUGUAAUAGUUAAGUAUAUGUGUUUUACAUAUCACGUUAAUUAAUAAUAAUGUAUAUUUAAAAAAGAUAA